UGGGUUAGUUUGUCUUGUAGUAAUAACUGGUGUCCACUGUCCAGUGACUCAGUAAAGUGAGAAACAUUGUCUGCCUCUUCAAUCUCUCUCACUGUAAAGUCUCUAACUUUCUUAUUCAUUUCUCCAAACCCUUUCACUCACAUUGCUAUCUAAUCUAAAUCUGUUAACUCAAUACUUGCUGGGUUGUUUUGUGUUUCUUGAACCAACCCAGAACUGGAGCUGAAAUAGCACCAACUCUUAUAGGGUUUGCAGAUCAGUUAGGGCUUUACCUUGCAGAAGUAUUGGACUGAACUUGCUGGUUUAGGUGAUUAUUGGAUGUGAUGAAGCUUAAAAAAUGGCUUGCAAGUGUUUUGUUGCUCACUGCUGCUAUGCUAACCACUACAUUGGGUGCUUUUGUGGGGGUAAACAUUGGCACCGAUGUCUCUGAUAUGCCAUCUGCUUCAAACGUGGUUGCUAUUCUAAAAGCCAAUCAAAUUACUCACGUGCGUCUUUAUGACGCCAAUGCUCACUUACUACAAGCCCUUUCGAAAACCAAUAUUGACGUAAUGGUUGGUGUCACCAAUGAGGAGGUAUUGAGAAUUGGAGAGUCUCCAUCAGCAGCCGCAGCUUGGAUCAAUAAAAAUGUAGUUGCCUAUGUACCAUCCACCAAUAUCACGGCAAUAGCUGUUGGCAGUGAGGUUCUUUCCACAAUCCCAAAUGUUGCUCCCGUUCUCGUUCCUGCCAUGAAUUCUCUUCACAAAGCUCUGGUUGCUGCAAACCUUAACUUCCGUGUCAAGGUUUCAACUCCCCAAUCUAUGGAUAUUAUCCCUAAGCCUUUUCCACCUUCUACUGCCACCUUUAACUCUUCGUGGAACUCUACAAUCUACCAAGUCCUCCAGUUUUUGAGAAACACGAAUUCCUCCUUCAUGUUAAAUGCCUAUCCUUACUAUGGAUACACUAAAGGAGACGGCAUUUUCCCUCUUGAAUAUGCUCUUUUCCGACCCCUUCCUUCAGUGAAACAAAUUGUUGAUCCGAACACACUAUAUCACUAUAAUAGUAUGUUUGAUGCAAUGGUGGAUGCUACCUAUUACUCUAUAGAUGCCUUAAAUUUCAAAGAUAUACCCGUUGUUGUCACAGAAACUGGCUGGCCAUCUUUUGGUGGAGCAAAUGAACCCGAUGCUACUGCAGAAAAUGCUGAGACCUACAAUAAUAAUAUGAUUCAGCGGGUCCUGAAUGAUUCCGGUCCUCCUAGUCAGCCAAAUAUACCCAUUAAUACCUAUAUAUAUGAACUGUUUAAUGAAGACAAGAGGAAUGGGCCUGUAUCGGAAAAAAACUGGGGCAUCGUCUAUACUAAUGGAAGUGCCGUUUAUCCUUUAAGUUAUGGUGGUGCUUCUGGCCAGAUCACCGGAAGUGGAAACUCUACGGGAAUAUUUUGUGUUGCUAAAGAUGGAGCAGACACUGAUAAGCUGCAAAAUGGCCUGAGCUGGGCUUGUGGUCAAGGCGGAGCAAACUGUGCUCCUAUUCAACAAGGACAGCGAUGCUAUCUCCCCAAUAAUGUGAAAAGCCAUGCCUCAUAUGCUUAUAAUGAUUAUUAUCAGAAAAAUCAAGGUGUUGGUGGAACUUGCGACUUUGAUGGUACUGCCGAAAUCACUUCCAAGGAUCCAAGUUAUGGAUCCUGUAGAUUCCCGGGAAGCUCUGGCGCUGGAGGAGUGAGUUUACCUCCCACGGCACUUGGACCUUCUUCAAGUCCCUUUGGAGCAAGUAUGAACCUGCAAGUGUCUACCCUUCAGUAUAUGAUUUCUGCUAUUGGUGUAUUUUUUGCUCUGAUGAUUCUUUGACCAAAAGGUUUAUGCACUUCAGAUUGCAAUUCAAUUAUAAUGUAGUUUUCAUCGAUUUUGAUUCUUACUUUCUUUUGUCCAUUUUAUUCUUCAUAGCUAUGUCACAUCUUGUGCAUUUGAGGUCUUGUAAUUUAUCUCUUUUAUGAUAGAUAGUUGCUUAAUUUAGUGGUUUAGCUCUAGGAGAAAAACUGAACUGAAUCUAGAAGAAAUUAUUGCCACUGUUAUCUCUUUUACUUCAU
This is a messenger RNA of Medicago truncatula (barrel medic), 2056 nucleotides long. Its product is annotated as glucan endo-1,3-beta-glucosidase 4. Gene Ontology annotation, biological process: carbohydrate metabolic process. The record is from RefSeq and is a predicted model, not a curated record. Gene Ontology annotation, molecular function: hydrolase activity, hydrolyzing O-glycosyl compounds. Lineage: Eukaryota; Viridiplantae; Streptophyta; Magnoliopsida; Fabales; Fabaceae. The transcript has 5 exons. The coding region runs from base 321 to 1817 and encodes 498 amino acids.